Molecule: messenger RNA, 1506 nt
Organism: Penicillium olsonii
Lineage: Eukaryota; Fungi; Ascomycota; Eurotiomycetes; Eurotiales; Aspergillaceae
Source: the annotation of a GenBank genome assembly
AUGAUUUCGAGCCAUUCGAGCGCAGCCAUGGCAGGACCCCGGCAGAUCGUUUUGUGCUUUGAUGGCACAGAGAAUACAUUCACCACAAAUGGACCCGAGACCAAUGUCUUGAAGAUAUGUCGCAUGCUUGAACGAACUGAUGAGCAAUCUGGUACUGGAACCGAAAUCACCCCAGGAUCUCUCGCCAGUGCAACAUUGCGAAAGCACGGCAACCUCAACAAUAGCAAGGCACUCAAUCUAGCUCUUGGCAAAUCAUUCGAUCGCCAUGUCAUCGGUGGAUAUCGCUUCCUGAUGCGGCACUAUCGUGAGGGAACCCGAAUUUACAUUUUCGGGUUCUCACGAGGCGCCUACGCAGCACGUUUCUUGAAUGAGAUGAUCGACUUCGUUGGCCUCCUGGGUCCUGAUAAUGAAGAGGUGCUCCCAAUCAUUUGGGAUGCCUUUGCGUCGUGGAAGCUUGGCCGGACGAACAACAAGCAGCAAGCCAAGAGAAGGGCGUAUACUCUUAUGAAGUGUAGUCGGGAGACCCUUGCUCGUCCAGCUCCUCGGGUGCACUUCUUGGGAAUGUUCGAUGCGAUCAACAAUGUUGCCGACUUUGACCUGAACAUGGAUGAAGCGCCUUCGACAAAGACCAUUCGACACGCGGUGAGCAUCGAUGAGCGCCGAAUCAAGUACCGACCAGUUCUGCUCGGCAUUCGAGAGGAACAACCACCACCGCCUCCCAAGUCCAUUCGACAAAGUUCCGAGCGCACCUCUCAGGACAGUGAAGCUGAUUCCACAGCUGGACCCCCUGUUCUGCCCGAGAUUCCCCAUGUGAGUGGCCACAACCGCAGCCACGAUGUCCGAAUGGUCGAAGACCAGCGAGACAUUGAGGAAUUGUGGUUCCCUGGCGGACAUAUGGAUAUUGGUGGUGGCUGGGGUCUCGAAGCCGGUGAAGCAUGGCCCUUGAGUCAUGCUCCACUGGUCUGGAUGGUUGGAGAAGCUCGCAAUGCCGGGCUUCGACUCGACCCGUGGAAAAUGAAGCACCUGGCGUGCAUUCCAGAAUGUAGUGAAGAUGAUACCUCGAUUGAGCAGGCCGAAAAAGGCCAGGAGAGGUCGAGCUACAUGUCCAGCUCUCAAAAGGACUUUAUGAACGCGCUUCAGAUCGGCGGCAUGAAAGGGCGGAUCCAUGACCUGCUCGCUUGUGGUCAAGGGGUUUCAAUCAGCUCUGUUCUCUCUUGGCGAUUCAUGGAGUGGCUGCCGCUGCGGAGAAUGCAGUUGCAGUCCGACGGGAAGUGGAAGGCUGUGCGCUGGCCGCCGCCUCUUGGUCAAUCCCGAGAUAUUCCAACCGACGCACAAGUCCACAUCUCUGCCAUUCAGCGAAUGCGGUGCGAUGCGUCGUACAGACCCUCUAAUUUGACACAUGGAUUGCCGGAGGGAGACUCCGGGAUCGGAAAAUGGGGAGUCUACUCGCAUGAAGGGGACCCAGUGCGAGAGAGAUAUGUGCGAGAGGAUUUGCGACUGCUCUAA